This is a messenger RNA of Phaeodactylum tricornutum CCAP 1055/1, 2328 nucleotides long. RefSeq lists its product with no specific name. The record is from RefSeq and is a predicted model, not a curated record. Bases 76 to 2241 code for a protein of 721 amino acids. The transcript has 3 exons. NCBI's taxonomy places the organism in Eukaryota, Bacillariophyta, Bacillariophyceae, Surirellales, Neidiaceae.
CGACGGAACAAUCCUCCGUUCGGUGUCUGUCUGCUGGAUCGUGGAGUCUUCCCCACGGCAAGGCUCGGUCGUGCCAUGCAGUGUUCCCAUAGGCAUACUCCCACCGCGGGGAAGCGGAUGAGGGACACCGAGGGCGCGGCAACGACCGUAGGCUCCCUGCAUUUUUCCCUAGUCACCGCAAGUCGUAGAUCCCCAAUGGGUCGCCCUCCUUCCCGGUGGUUGCUGUUUGGGGGGAUUCUCCUCCUCUUGUCCCUAACUACAUCAUUCUGGGACAAUGACAUUCGAACAAAGGCACUCUCUGGGAAACACAGCGUUCGACAGACCGUGAACGUUACGCAACCGGAGGGUCGACCAGAAAGGACCGCCAUGGACGCGGCAAAAGAGGUUCCCAACGCAAGACGUGACCGCGUCGAGGUUGCUUGGAUCAUGUCCUUUGGUGGAUCGGGCACGUCGUACACAAUUGUAAAUGUGGAAACGGCGGGCAACGUGACAACUGCGUCCAAUUACGCCGAAGAUUUCGAAAAUCUCGUACCGGUGCACCCCGAAUGGAAGAAUGGACCGUUUGUGCGGGAUCCCUCCAAGCCUCUCCCAUCCCGUUACGUACUUACUAAGACCCACUGUGCCGCCUAUUGCAUGAACUGUCCCACGCACAAUUACGUUCUCGAUCUGGAUACGUUUGAUGCAGCGUGUCGUACCGCCAAGAUUCGCAACGACCGCGGAGAUACGGAAACGCUCACAUACAAUGCAAGCAUUCCGACCCGCGCGCUUCAUUUGUUUCGCAGUCCCUUUGACAAUCUGGUCGGUCGUUUUCACCUGUCGCAAGAGCUCCGUCAAAGCCGGGGGGAGACUACGGGAGUGGGAUACUCUAACUCUAGAGAUGGAUUGACGAGUUGGUGUCGGAAUUUGGAUGCCACCUUUCGAGAGGAUGAGCUCUCGUCCGGACUGCUCGAUCCAGACUUUCUUACACGCCACGGCCAGUUUCCGUGUCACGCGGAAUGGUUUCGCUUUGCGCAAUGGCACAAUCUGGCCUAUCAAGUAACUCAACGUCACAGUCUCCCUACACACUAUCUGUUUUACGAGAAUUAUACAAAAAACUAUGAAGGUACAGUCCAGUCUCUCUUUGAGUUUUUGGAGAUCGAGCCAGUACUAGACUUCCUUCCCUUCAAGUCAAGCAAAAGCUACGGGAGCUUUUUUGAUACCGAGUACGGACAGGCCGCGGCACGGUUGGUCCAAGAUCAAGCGUUACCUGCAGUCUGGUCGUUGGUGGAGCACUACUUCGCACCCUAUGUCGAUAGCGAACCUGAGGCUCAGACUCCAUCCGCGAACCGUGAGUUCGAUAAACGGACUCCGCAGGUGGCUUGGCUUUUGUCGUUUCCAAACUCGGGCACGACUUUUACGUUGAAAAACACUGGAUCGAUGAGUAAUAGAUCCGUAGCCUCGAACUACGGCCGGGAAUUUGAGCACGCUUUGCCAGUUCGACCCGACUUGAUACACGGGCCAUACGUAUCACUGCCGCUGGCGCACGAGCUACCACCCACGUCCAUUUUGACCAAGACACACUGUGGCGGGUUUUGCGAUAAUUGCGUGCCGGAAGGCUUUGUAUUCGACCUACCACGAUUCGCUCUCUGGUGCACACGGGGAUCCAAAAAGAUCGAAGGAACGAAAAAACAAACAUUUUACAACCUCACAGUUCCGACCAAAGCUGUACACCUAGUGCGAUCGCCAUUUGACAACUUGAUUGCCCGGGUCCAUUAUUCAACCAGAAAGCAUGGUAACGAAAGUCAAUGGAGCCCCGAGCAGCGUGCCUCUUUCUCCAACGACAGGGAAGGCUAUUUGGCUUGGUGUUCCCAUUUGGACGGACUCCAUGUCGAGGAGUUUCGCGAAAGCACCUUUUUUUCGGACGAGGUCAAGGCUGCGUUCCGAGAUGUUCCAUGCUUUGCCGAAUGGUUCCGUUACGUCCAAUGGCACAAUAAUGCUAUCAAGUUGACUCAAAUUAUGCAACUACCGGUCCACAUUGUGCGUUACGAGAAAUAUACCACUGAUUUUGAGACGACUGCCAACGAUCUUUUGGAUUUUUUGGAAUUGCCUGCCGUUGGUCCACCCGCAUCAUUUUUACCAGGGAAAACGUACGGCGACUUCUUUUCUCGGGAAGAAGCCCAGGCUGCCAAGCGUUUGGUCCAGCUCGUAGCGACAACGGACUGCUGGGAUCUUAUUUCCAACUAUUUUGAUCCAUGGGUGUAGCGGGGGCCGGCCGUGCACGGCCUGGAAUUAUUGGAUGCUCAAAUAUUGAUAGUGUAAAUAUAUAUAAAUACUAGAGAGAGAGUGUUG